UGACCUGUAGUCUCGAGUGUGUGCUCCCAGAAUUCUUCGUGUUGUCCUUGCCGCAUUGUAAAGAGAAAGAAAAGCUUCAGUCAUACCUUGUCCACUAUGCGUCUCAGUAACCUCAGUGUUCUUUCGCUGGCACUCUUGCCUCUAUCUCAAGCCUCUGCCUUACAUCGUCCGCGCACUGGCCGCCAGAUUGGUUGCAACGCAGAGCCGUCGACCGAAGAACUCGCAGCCAUCCAAGCACUUGCCGAUGCCGACUCAAACGGCACAUUCGUCUCCGAUUCCCUUUCUACCCGCGCCACCAUCUCCGUCAAGGUCUACUUCCACGCGCUGGUCAACACCUCCGUCUCCGGCACGUACCCCUCGGACGCCCUCUUCCAGUCCCAGCUCAAGGUCAUGAACACGGCCUACGCGGCUUCUGGCGUGCAGUUCGUCCUCGCCGGCUCCGACCGCAUCAAGGACAAUACCCUGGCCACCGGCGACGGUAUUUUCCCCAACUGGAAUGCCGGCGCCUCGAUCCAGAACUACCUGAAGCAGUACCGGUCCGCCAAGUACGCGGAUCUCAACCUCUUCUUCUACAGUAACCCGCCUGCGGACACCCUGGGCCAGUGCACGUUCCCUCUGGCUACUGUCCCGGCGAGUACUUCGCUGGAUUUCGCCAAGGAUGGGUGUCAUCUGUUUACUGGGACUAUGCCCGGGCAAGAGAUGACUAAUUACAACCUGGGCAUGUCUGCCGUUCAUGAGACGGGGCAUUGGCUUAGCUUGCUUCACCCUUUCACCGGCUACAGCUGUGCUACCAGCAACCAGGGCGACAUGAUUGCAGACACACCACAGGAAAGCACAGAAAGUUAUGGGUGCGAUACUGGCAAGGAUAGCUGUCCUACUAUUACCGGAGUUGAUCCUAUUCACAACUACAUGGACUAUUCUGAUGAUUCAUGUUAUACUUCGUUCACGGCCGGUCAGGCGACGAGGAUGGCUAAUGCUUGGACUUCCUACCGAUCAGGGAAAUGAACAAUUUUGACGAUGGAUUUCGGUUGUGGUUCGUAUUGUUAGUCUAUCGACAGACAGUCUUAGCGCUAGGGCACGCUGCGACCUAUGAUGGAACAGAAACAGC
Molecule: messenger RNA, 1108 nt
Organism: Truncatella angustata
Lineage: Eukaryota; Fungi; Ascomycota; Sordariomycetes; Amphisphaeriales; Sporocadaceae
Product: extracellular metalloprotease
Exons: 3
Coding region: 97-1005 (302 amino acids)
Molecular function (GO): metallopeptidase activity
Source: RefSeq, a predicted model, not a curated record